Molecule: messenger RNA, 570 nt
Organism: Rhodofomes roseus
Lineage: Eukaryota; Fungi; Basidiomycota; Agaricomycetes; Polyporales; Fomitopsidaceae
Exons: 1
Coding region: 1-570 (189 amino acids)
Source: RefSeq, a predicted model, not a curated record
AUGAACCCCGUACCUGGAUUCCAACACACAUGUCAGACAUGCGGCGUCACAGAGACAAUGGAACAUAUACUACUCCGAUGCAAAGCAAAAGGAAGGAAAGAGGCGUGGACUCUUACCAAAACUCUCUGGAAGCGCAGAAAACAGCCAUGGACAGACGUCGCCCUUGAAGACAUCAUGACAGCCGGGAUGGGACAAUACCCGACCCAAGAAAACGCUAAACGAAAAGAAUCAUCAGCACGUCUAUGGCGCAUCAUUAUACCAGAGACGGCCCACCUAAUCUGGAAAUUACGCUGCGAGAGAGUAAUAGGCCAUGCAGACGAAGAUGGCUGGGAACACUCACGACGAGAAAUCAUACGCAGGUGGUAUGCGACAAUCAACAGAAGACUACAGAUAGACAUGAUAGCAACAAACAAGAGAUUCGGACACCUGGCCAAGAAUAGAGCCUUAGUCUGGUCGACAUGGACAGGAACGAUAGGUGACGAACUCGGUCUACAGGAAGACUGGACGAGAGUCCCACGGGUUUUAGUGGGUAUCGACCCGGGCAUCUGCGUAGAAGUGGAUCCCGGAUAA